AUGGCCAACUCAUCUGUUAUGCACACGCGCAAAAAGCAGUUCCAAACUCCAAUCACCUCAUUCUUCCCACGCGAAAGCGCAGACGAUGUGCGCCGAACACUGCACACACCAUCAUUGGCACCAGCACUACCCGCAGCGACCCAGGCCGGCCUAAUCAGCGUAGGUAUGCGAGUCAGAAAGUCGGUUCCUGAAGGUUACAAGACGCACAAGACAAUCGGCCAAGCAGCCUCGAGCUCGAUGCCCCCGUCUGCAAUCAAGAUACGCUCUGAGCCGACAGUCACAGGGUCACAAGAACUCAUGCCCUUCUGUGGUCUUCACAAGAUUGGUGGUCUGGGGAUGCAACAAAUGCCCGCUUCGUCAGCUCCGGCGGCUGUGAUGGAUACGUACGAGCUAGACUUCGAACACAUGCCGGAUCUUUCUGGGUCGCAAAUUACUCUAUCAUCAUCGCAAGAGAGCUUCGGGCCGGUAGAGGAGCCUUCUAAUAGGAAACGGACAUACGAAGACGAAGUCGAAGACGGCAUGGAUGCGCUGUUCGAGGACAUGCAUGCCCCAGACAUUAUACACCAUCAGAUGCCAGGGGUGUCCCGACCGAUCGCAAAACCGCGCAAUCUGCGCAAAACUGCGAUCUCAGAUCAACCUGCUGUGAUUAAUCCUGGCGAUUUUGAUGAGGCCCCGUUCCUGACGCCGAUGGAAGUCGUGGAUUAG
Molecule: messenger RNA, 705 nt
Organism: Dissoconium aciculare CBS 342.82
Lineage: Eukaryota; Fungi; Ascomycota; Dothideomycetes; Mycosphaerellales; Dissoconiaceae
Exons: 1
Coding region: 1-705 (234 amino acids)
Cellular component (GO): cytoplasm; nucleus
Molecular function (GO): ribonucleoside-diphosphate reductase inhibitor activity
Source: RefSeq, a predicted model, not a curated record